Molecule: messenger RNA, 4019 nt
Organism: Neogale vison (American mink)
Lineage: Eukaryota; Metazoa; Chordata; Mammalia; Carnivora; Mustelidae
Gene: FAM78A
Product: family with sequence similarity 78 member A
Exons: 2
Coding region: 522-1373 (283 amino acids)
Source: RefSeq, a predicted model, not a curated record
CCCGGCCUCGGCGCUCGAACAGAAACUGCUCUUCCAUUGAUCGGGCCCCGUUGGGCGAGCGGCCGGUGCGUGUGCCCCGCGCGAGCGCGUGCGGAAGGCAGAAGGGCAGGAAGUCGGACUUCUGCAGCGAGGGUGGCCGCACCGCGCAGGGGACGAGCCUUCCUCAUUGAUGUGUCUGCCGGCCUUCGCCUUCUUCGCCCCAAGACUUCAGGAGCGUCUCGGAGCUGCGUUCCCCGCGUGUGAGGCACGGAAGGCCUGGAUGUCUGAACAACAUGAUUGUCCAUUAGCCUCCAAACUUUCCUUUUUUUAACCCAAAGAAUAUCGGUGAUUUUUGUCCACUGCUAGCAGAAGAGAGAACCCAGGGCUCUUGAAAUGCAGCAAAAUCCUUAUUUAUAAACGGGCCCGAGAGAGUGAUAGGCAAAGGCCCUGUACUCAGUGAAUUUUCUAUCCUAUGGAUAUCGGUCUUGAGAUUUGAGGUUGGAGUACCGUCUGCACUGGGUCGGGCCGCCUCCAUCCUUUCAAUGCCCAGUUUCCUCUGGGACUGCUGGCCCUCCCUGGAGAUCCGCGCGGUACUGUGUGCCAUGGGCUGUAUUCAGAGCAUCGGGGGCAAAGCCAGAGUCUUCCGGGAAGGUAUCACCGUGAUUGAUGUGAAAGCCUCGAUCGACCCCAUCCCCACCAGCAUCGACGAGUCCUCCAGCGUGGUGCUCCGCUACCGGACACCCCACUUCCGUGCCUCAGCCCAGGUGGUCAUGCCGCCCAUCCCCAAGAAAGAGACCUGGAUCGUGGGCUGGAUUCAGGCGUGCAGCCACAUGGAGUUCUACAACCAGUACGGGGAGCAGGGCAUGUCCAGCUGGGAGCUCCCGGACCUCCAGGAGGGCAAGAUCGAGGCCAUCAGUGACUCAGACGGGGUGAACUACCCCUGGUACGGCAACACCACGGAGACGUGCACCAUUGUGGGCCCCACCAAGAGAGACUCCAAGUUCAUCAUCAGCAUGAACGACAACUUCUAUCCCAGCGUCACGUGGGCCGUGCCUGUCAGUGAGAGCAACGUGGCCAAGCUGACCAACAUCUACCGGGACCAGAGCUUCACCACGUGGCUGGUGGCCACCAACACCUCGACCAAUGACAUGAUCAUCUUACAGACGCUGCACUGGCGCAUGCAGCUGAGCAUCGAGGUGAACCCCAACCGGCCCCUGGGCCAGCGCGCCAGGCUGCGGGAGCCCAUCGCCCAGGACCAGCCCAAAAUCCUGAGCAAGAACGAGCCGAUACCGCCCAGCGCCCUGGUCAAGCCCAAUGCCAACGACGCUCAGGUCCUCAUGUGGCGGCCCAAGUACGGGCAGCCGCUGGUGGUGAUCCCGCCCAAGCACCGGUAACAGCCAGGGCGCCCCGCGAGGCCAGACGCAAAUAAUAACCCCGCUCCAAGCACACCCACGGACUCUGCAGUCAUUCAGCAAAAUGCAACCACUCGACCUUCUCGAGCGGCGGAUCUCACUGUGCACAUGCCCCAGGAUGGCUCCCCCAGCCCUCCUGGCACCUGCUUCCUCCCGGGGAGGGGGAGGCCCGGCUGGGACACCCAACCCCACGUCCCCCCUUCACCUUGGGUCUCCUUUCCUGGCAGUUUCAAUCAUCCACUUGCGAGACUCCCAAAACAACUGCUUUUUCAGUUCUUCUUUUUUUUUUUUAAAAACCUCUUUUAUGAGGUUCGGGGCAGGAGACGGCGGAGCUGGUCACGACCCCGACUGGCAGCUACUGCGGGUCUAUGAGUGGCGGCCGCUAUGGCAGCUGCCCACGUCGUCCUCCCUCACGCGGCCUUACGUAGACUUGCUUUGCCAAACUUUUGCCUUAAGCUGAAUUUAAAGGAAAAAGCCCAAAACAGACAAAGAAAGCAGGAUCUCUCUUCCACUGACGGCUCAUCUUCUGCUAGAGGUGGGGGGGGGCAGGGCAGGGAGGAGAGAGCCGCCUGGGCCCUCGUCCAGGCUGUCUUGAGAGGGGCGGGGGACAGACUUAGACCUCAAACCAGCUGCCCAUUCUUUCCUUUCAGCAGAAACGCAACCAGAAACCAGAACGACCACCUAAGGAGCCCCUUCUCUCAGGCUUGGGUGGCAAGCCCUGUCCCCACCCCUGGGAGAAGGUCCCUGCGUGCCCCCCAUGGGCGGGGUCUGCUGGGGCCACUCUCUCUUCUCUUCCGGCAGCCUUAACUUGCCUAGGGCGGAUCUGGGCGGAGAGAGGGAGGGUUGAACCCUGGGCUCUGCCAUCUCUGUGCCCAGCCUCCCCCCCGAUAGCGCCGCAGGCACAUCUAAGUGUUGUGCUGCUUUUCCUUUUCUGUCCCCGCUGGCCCCAGACGCCUGGAGGACCAGCCACCUUGAGCCAGACUUAGUUUGAAGAUAAGCAAGGCGGGCAGCUUCCCUCUUGGCUCCUUCUCAGGGGUGCCCCUCCCAGACGCUUUGGGAGAAGCUGCAGGUGGGCUCUGGGUGCCAGUGUUGGACUGGAGGUGGGGGGAAGCUGCCCAGGGGCGGCACCCAAGGAUAGGUGGUCCUGGUUCUGGGGAGGCCGGGGAGGCCAUCAGGCAGUUGCCCCCUGCUGCUUAUCCUCAAGGAAGAAAACCAGGGCCUCAGGCUGGCGGGGGUGACAUGGGGCCAUGGUUGACAGGCAUUGGGGCCGCUCUGGAGGCUGGUCGGGACAGUGAGGUCAGUCUGGAGGGCCACCAUCCCUCGGGUCCAGGGCCCUCCAGGGUCUGAGGAUGGUCCUGAGCGACCCCACGCUUUCUUGGUAAUGUCUGCCUUGGAGGCUGCUUGUAGGAGCUGCGGGGGGCCCCUCCCCCCACGGAAGCCCCCUUCAAGCUCGCCAACCCCCACAGCUACUGCACCCGGCUCUGCACUCAAACUAGUACGACCCAAGCACAGAACACCGUCAGAAAAGAAAAAUAAUUCAUUUUUGCUGCAGAUGAGCCACUUGUUAGGAGUCCCGGGGACCGCGUGGGAGGCUGCGGGCACCUUGCUCUUGUACUUACUCCGGGGGUGCUCAGUGUCCUGUGUGUCUCCCACGCGCCGCUUCUGACAGCAGGCCCACAGCUAUCCUGGAACAGCUGGACCCGAAACAGGCAUGUGGCGCCAGCGUGCUGCUUGGGGAACCCCUUUGUUAGGCCCAAGACCUUGCCCCUGGAAACUGCCUGUUCCCCUUGGUGUGUACGGAGACCCUGUCACCCCGAGAGGCCACAGCCUCGAGUGAGGGGACGACGGGUCCCAGCUCUACCUCUGGGGAAGGGCCAGGAGGGGGCCAGGCUGACGGCGUCCUGCUGCCGUGGACAGGACCUGGCCUCCUAAGGGAGCGGCCCUUCCCUGCACUCAGGUCUUUCUUGCACUAAAAAAGAGGAGGAAGGGCCCUGGGCGAGGGUCAGGAGGCUGGGGAUCGGGUGCUGGGCUGGGUCGUCACUAAGGGAUUCUCACUGUGCGAGGAGAGGCAGCAGGAGAGGACAGUAAGGAGUGGUCCUGAGCUGUCGGGGGCGCAGUCCCCCCUGCCCCCGAGACCUACCUGCUGCGUGUGAGCAAGCUCUCCUGCCCGGGACCAGGGCCGUGCCCACGGGGAGGGGGCAAAGCUGCUCUGGCUGCCUCCCUGGGCCUACCGCAUGCCUGGGCCCCCGCCCGCCUUGCUCCUUGAUUCACCCCACCCCUCGUGCACCCCUCUCUGUCCUUCCUGGCCUUUCUGAAGACGGGGCUGGAAAGACCCCGGAGAGGCCAAAGGUCCGGCCAAGGACCUUGGGUCUGGUCCCUGGGCCUCCUCCCUGUCAGGAGCACAGAACCCAGGCUUUUCCUCUGGGUCCCCAGUCCCUCUGGUGUCCCCCUCCCCUGGCGUGGACACACUCCUCCAGCAAUAAGGACCGUCUGCGGCCGUGGAGAGUACUGUGAAAACAAACCAAUGCACUUAUCAGGAGCCAUGAGACUCUUGAAGAACAUGUAAAACCUUUUUAAAAAAGAAACAACAAAUAUUCACAAAGAGAAAUAAAAUGUAAUUUUAAAGUA